AUGCCUCCUCUUUCUCUCAUCCUCUUUCUCCUGACUAUUUCGUACCCACACCCAUCUUCCCUGAGUUCUCGCGUGUGCCCAGUGCGUUGUGUGUGUUAUGAGCAUGCUAACCUGGUGGACUGUCAAGACCAGGGCUUUGCACAUGUGCCCCGGGGCCUCCCUCACGGCACCUGGCUCCUGAAGCUGGGAGGGAACAACCUGACAGAGAUCGGCACCCACGCCUUUGUCGGCCUGUGGUCCCUACGGGUACUCGACCUCGGUGUCAGCAAGACCCAAUACAUACGGCCCAAGGCAUUCUUCUCUCUGUCCUUCCUGGAGAAGUUGGAUUUGAGUUGGAAUCUGCUCACCACUGUCCCGGUGGACUUUUCCUCUAGCAUGACAGCACUCAAGGAGCUGCGGCUGGAGCACAACUACUUACAGAGGAUACCUCCAAACAGCUUUGAGAAUCUGGACAGUCUGGAAAAAUUAGACCUGAGUUACAAUCAGCUGGAAGCAGUGGGCCCCGGUGUGCUGAAGGGACUGUCCAGAUUGAGGCAGCUCCACCUGCAGUACAACAGACUAAGCGUGGUACAGCAGGGCAGUAUGGACAUGCUGCCAGGCCUGGAGGUGCUGCAGCUGAGUUAUAACAACAUCUCGCAGAUUGACAGUGAUGCUCUGGCUCCUCUCUACAGUCUGGCUGUUUUAGCUUUGGAGGGAAACAACAUGCACAACCUGAAAUUUAAGACUUUCAUCAGUCUGCACACCACCGCUACUCACAUUCAGCUCUCAGGUAACCCAUGGAGCUGCGACUGUGAGCUACACCGUGUCUUCAGUAAGAUCUUGUUUGUGCGCUACCUUCACAUCGACGACUACCGCAACGUGACAUGCCACGAGCCCCCACUGCUGGCUGGAUACUCUCUGGCGUGGGUGGACAGUCGGCUGUGUGUGGCUGAGACCGCGACGGUACUGGUCAUUACAGUAACAGUGUUAGUGACUGUAGUGGCAGCUGUGGUGAUGGCAGAGAGGAACAGGAAGAGGAAAGAUAGAAGUCCUCUGUCAUGA
Molecule: messenger RNA, 1041 nt
Organism: Boleophthalmus pectinirostris (great blue-spotted mudskipper)
Lineage: Eukaryota; Metazoa; Chordata; Actinopteri; Gobiiformes; Gobiidae
Product: slit homolog 2 protein
Exons: 5
Coding region: 1-1041 (346 amino acids)
Cellular component (GO): plasma membrane
Molecular function (GO): protein binding
Source: RefSeq, a predicted model, not a curated record